UACGUAAGGUAUGAGAGUUCAAAUGGGACUCUGAAAAACGGCACUACCGGUAAUAGUGAAUCUGACAGGAAAGGAAGGCCAGAACGAGAGCCAAGCAAAUAAAAUUCCUCCAAAUUUAGCAGGGAGACCCUUUCUUUCCCAACCAUCCAAUCUUUCCUCUAAACACAACGCAUUGCACGCACUUCCUUCUUUCAGAUUCUCCACUAAAUCUCUCUCUCUCUCCCUUUCUCCCUAUCUCAAUCUCCUACACCCAAAUCUCCUCUCUUUUCUUUCUCUUUUGCUUUUGUUUUCGUUUCUUUUUAGUGCUUCUGCUUUGCCCCAAAGUUCACGCUUUUAACUCUCUCCUCUUCCUGCAUUUCAGUAGAAGUCAAUACUUAUGGUGGUUUUCUGGGUGUGUUGACCUUGCUCUGCUCUUUUGGAUCAAAAAAACUGAGCCUAUAAUGCGAGGAGAAAAUUUUAAUACUUCUGAAGGGGAAAUUAAGGUAAGUUUUGGCUAUCAGUGCAACAGCCACAAAGGUAUUCCUUGCAGCACUGCUAAUGGGUGUGCAAUCCAGCUGGGAAGUCAAAUGCCAAGGACAAGCAGUUUCUCUUGCUUGUCUGGUGCUGCCCUAAGCGCCAAUGCUACAUUGGCCAACACAAAUAUUUGCAAUGGUCUGAUAGGAGCUGAAAUUCUUCCUAGUUUGGACUCUCCUAAUUCAUUCCGUAGGGUUCCCUCUUCACCAUCUCUUACAAGGUUGGAUAUAUUAUCAUCAUCCCUGCAAAGCAGUAUGUCAAACUUAAGUUGCAGUCCACCAAGUCCAGAUGAUUCGCCUGAAUCUGAUUCAUAUUUACUGAAAUCCAUGAGUGCUCCUUCCAGAAGUGAAAGUUUCCUUAAUGCUAUGGAACUACAAGUGGCAGGUGGAGCUGCUGGUGAAGACAGGGUUCAAGCUGUUUGUUCUGAAGAAAAUGGGUGGCUCUUUUGUGCAAUCUAUGAUGGCUUCAACGGAAGGGAUGCAGCUGAUUUUCUUGCUGGGACAUUGUAUGAAACUAUUAUAGUUUAUUUUAAUUUACUAGACCGGGAAUCAAAACAUGAUGUCCCCAGAGCACUCAAUGGUUUAAAUGGAAAUGGACCUUUUGAAUAUGUUCAUGAUGAUAGUAGAGUUGGUAAUGAGGCGAAAAUCCCAUCUAGGAUUGAUAGCAAGAAGUAUGCAAGUGCUGAAAGCUUCAUGAAGAAAAGUGCAGAUCAUAAAAUGGAAGUGUCAUCUAAUUCAUUUAGGCAUGGGGUGCUUGAUAGCUUCCAGCGUGCUCUGAGUCAAGCUGAGAAUGAUUUCUUGUACAUGGUAGAGCAGGAAAUGGAGGAUCGCCCUGAUUUAGUUUCAGUAGGAUCUUGUGUUUUGGUUAUGCUUCUUCACGGAAACGAUUUGUAUACACUCAAUUUAGGUGACAGUCGAGCUGUAUUGGCAACAUAUAAUGAAGGCAAUGACAUGGGUCAGUGUGGAAGGCUGAGAGCUAUUCAGCUCACUGAUAGUCACACUGUUGAUAAUGAAGUUGAAAGAACUAGACUCUUGCAUGAGCAUCCUGAUGACUCUAUGCCCAUAGUUGCUGGAAAAGUGAAAGGAAAAUUGAAGGUGACUCGUGCUUUUGGAGUCGGUUACUUGAAGAAGAAAAAACUGAAUGAUGCACUGAUGGGUAUUCUUCGAGUUCGCAACCUCAUAAGUCCCCCAUAUAUCUCCACAGAACCAUCAUUGAAUGUGCACAAAAUAUCAAGAUCUGAUCACUUUGUUAUAGUUGGCAGUGAUGGUUUAUUUGACUUCUUCAGCAAUGAAGAGGCUGUAAAGCUUGUCCAUUCUUACAUCUCAAGCAACCCCUCUGGAGAUCCUGCAAAAUUUCUUGUGGAACAGCUUGUAAUAAAAGCAGCUCAUUCUGCAGGUUUCAGUAAGGAAGAAUUGAUGAAUAUUCCAGCUGGUAGGAGAAGGAAAUACCAUGAUGAUGUUACUGUUAUUGUGAUUAUUCUUGGAAUGAAUUAUCGCACUUCUAAGGCAUCGACUUGUGUGUGAAUUUUAUGUCAGCCUUUUCCUGUCUUGCAAUAGCAGAUUUAGCAGUUCUACAUUUUCACUAUAUUUUUCAAAUGUAAAUAGCUUAAAUUUGAGAUAAUCUUCUCUUGAUUUGUUACAAACCAAUUUUGGUAUUACUUUAAUCAUGCAUUAGUCUUGGGUGUAAAUAAGUAGCUGAUCUUUUUGUUUCUCUUUCUCUACUACUUGUGAAUAUUGAGAAGAUUUGUUAACAAAAUAUAUCCAGCUUUCUCAAUUGAGUAAUCACUUCAGCAUGAUCCCAUUCGUUCAUGCUCCCA
Theobroma cacao (cacao) is the source of this 2329-nucleotide messenger RNA. RefSeq names its product Protein phosphatase 2C family protein. Gene Ontology annotation, molecular function: protein serine/threonine phosphatase activity. The record is from RefSeq and is a predicted model, not a curated record. Gene Ontology annotation, biological process: protein dephosphorylation. NCBI's taxonomy places the organism in Eukaryota, Viridiplantae, Streptophyta, Magnoliopsida, Malvales, Malvaceae.